Messenger RNA from Condylura cristata (star-nosed mole), 3259 nucleotides. RefSeq names its product death-domain associated protein (gene DAXX). Bases 883 to 3084 code for a protein of 733 amino acids. Gene Ontology annotation, molecular function: histone binding. Lineage: Eukaryota; Metazoa; Chordata; Mammalia; Eulipotyphla; Talpidae. The record is from RefSeq and is a predicted model, not a curated record. The transcript is spliced from 7 exons.
CCGUGCGGGGAACGAAGGUGGGGCGGGAAUGUCAUGGGAAAGGUAGUGGGGAGUCCCGGACACUGAAUCUGGGGGACAAGCUGUGGUGCCUUCCUAUCUUAGAAGGGGAGUGGGGUGGCCGGGUGCUAAACUGGGGGAGGGGGAUUUGGCGGGAAGCUCUGAUCACUAGAUCCAUUAGGAAGGGUUGGGAAUCUGAGAGAAAUCGGGAGAGCCCAGUGCGGGGCUCACAAUCAGUACAGGUCAUCGAGAGAGAAUGGGGAAAAUCAGGGUGGGGUGAACGGGAGGGGACUUGGAGUGAAAUGUCUCCAGUCUAAUGCCCCGGUUUGAGAAGACCCAUCAGAAGGUGGAACAUGGAGAUAUUUGAGGGGAAUAGAGAAUGGGUUGUUGAGAGGAGACUUCUUUUAGCCUCAGCUUAGGAGUUGGAGUGAUCCUUUAGAAUGGGGUAAGGGUGUGGAUUUGACGUUUGAGAGUGAAACGGGGGAAACACGUGAGUUGGUGCCUACGGCGGUGUACUAUCUGUGAGGAGAUGUCAAAGAAUUCUGGAGUGCAAUGUGGGAAAUGAUCCAGAUGUUGGAAGACUCCACUCGCCAACUAGCCGAAGACCGGAUAUUGACGUGAGGGGUGGAGCCGGGGGUGGAGACUUAAGAUUUUUGAGGCACUGUAGUAAAGGGCUUGAAAACAUAUGGUACUCAUGGUUGAUGGUGACAGGCAGUGGGGACAUUGUUGGGUAGAACUGGGUAUUACUGAAACCCAAGGAGGUUGAAAACAUGUGAGCUGAAGGGAUGGGGCGAUGCUGGAGGGGCGUUUUCUGAGGCCCCACCCCCUUCCAGCAGGAUUUCUGAAAUCCCCAACACUUCUUCCCUCUGGGGGAUUUGAUCCCCCAUGGCCACCGCUAACAGCAUCAUUGUGCUGGAUGAUGAUGAUGAAGAUGAAGCUGCUGCUCAGCCAGGGCCCUCCCACUCACCCCCCAAUCCAGCCUCACCCCCGGCAGAAGCCCCUGGCUCCUCCCAGCCCCCUGGGCCUGGAGGAAGCAGUAGUUCUGGCGGCAAGAAAUGCUACAAGUUGGAGAAUGACAAGCUGUUUGAAGAGUUCCUUGAACUCUGUAAGACGCAGACGGCGGACCACCCUGAGGUGGUCCAAUUCCUCUGUACCCGGCAGCAUCGUGCCCACUCUCCGUUUUUGGCCUCAGCAGAAUACUGCAACAUCCUUUCUCGAGUCCUAUCCCGGGCCCAGAGCCGACCAGCCAAACUCUAUGUCUACAUUAAUGAGCUCUGCACUGUUCUUAAGGCCCAUUCAGCCAAGAAAAAGCUGAACUUGGCACCAGCCGCCACCACCUCUAGUGAGCCCUCCAGUAAGGACCCUUGCACAGACCCCUCCUCGGACCCUGCAAAUGCUGAGACCGCUGCCUCUGAGGCCUCAAGGACCCGUGGUUCCCGGCGGCAAAUCCAGCGCUUGGAGCAGCUGCUGGCUCUCUAUGUGGCAGAGAUACGGCGGCUGCAGGAAAAGGAGUUGGAUCUCUCAGAAUUGGAUGACCCAGACUCCACAUACUUGCAGGAGGCCAGGUUGAAGCGGAAGUUGAUCCGCCUCUUUGGACGGCUGUGUGAGCUGAAAGACUGCUCUUCACUGACAGGCCGGGUUAUAGAGCAGCGUAUCCCCUACCGUGGCACUCGCUACCCAGAGGUUAACAGGCGCAUUGAGCGCCUCAUCAAUAAGCCAGGGCCUGAUACCUUCCCUGACUAUGGAGAUGUGUUGCGGGCUGUAGAGAAGGCAGCUACACGGCAUAGCCUUGGCCUCCCCCGACAGCAGCUCCAGCUCAUGGCUCAGGAUGCCUUUCGAGAUGUGGGCAUCAGGUUACAGGAGCGACGCCACCUUGAUCUCAUCUACAACUUUGGCUGUCACCUCACAGAUGACUAUAGGCCAGGCAUUGACCCUGCACUGUCAGAUCCUGCCCUAGCCCGGCGCCUGCGGGAAAACCGAAGCUUGGCUAUGAGCCGGCUGGAUGAGGUCAUCUCCAAAUAUGCAAUGAUGCAAGACAAAAGUGAAGAGGGUGAAAGACAGAAGAGAAGAGCCCGGCUCCCUCAAGCCACCUCUUCUCACUCUGCAGACUCUCCCAAAGCAUCCUUGGAUUCCGGUGAGGGCCCUAGUGGAAUGGUACCCCAGGAGUGUCCUGUCACCUCCAAGACUGAGACAGAUGAUGAAGAUGAGGAAAGUGAGGAGGAGGAGGAAGAGGAAGAGGAGGACUCCACAGAUUCUGAGGAAGAGGAGGAUCUGGAACAGAUCCAGGAAGGUCAGGGGGAUGAUGAAGAGGAGGAGGAGGAAGCAGAUAAGGAUGGAGAUAAGAGCCCCAUGUCCCCACCACAAAUUUUUACUGAGAACCUGGAACCUAGCAAAGGAAUCAGCAGGUCCUCAGAAGAACAGCAAAACAAAGGACUCAAAAUGUCGCCAUCUUCACUGUCAGCAGGACCCUUGGCCCCCUCUAGCAUAGACGCUGAAAGCAAUGGAGAACACCUUGAGGAGUUGCGCCUGGCAGAAGAGAGCCCCAUAUCCCAGCUCUUUGAGUUGGAAAUUGAAGCCUUGCCCCUAGAUGCCACCCCUUCCCCUGAGGAGAGGGACACUUCCUCUUCCAGGAAGCAAUCAGAAGACACCCUCACCACUGUCUUGGAGAAUGGAGGAGCAGCCAUGGUCUCCUCCACUUCCUUCAAUGGCGGUGUCUCUCCUCAUGCGGGGGGAGAUUCCAGUCCCCCCUGCAAGAAAUCUCGGAAGGAAAAGAGGCAACCAGAAACAGGACCAUUAGGAAACAGCUAUGAGGAGAGGGAAAGGCCAGUGCUUGAGAAGAAUGGGAAGAAGAUGUGUACUCUGCCCAGCCCUCCUUCUCCUUUGGUCACUGUGACCCCGGUUGCCGAUUCCUCCACAAGGGUGGAUUCUCCUAGUCAUGGCCUGGUGACCAGCUCCCUCUGUAGCACAUCUCCAGCUGGGCUGUCCCAACCCCCUCUGCCACAACCCUUGGGGCCUGGUACUUACAAGACGAGUGUGGCCACACAGUGUGAUCCAGAGGAGAUCAUCGUGCUCUCAGACUCUGAUUAGCUGCCUCCCCCAACCCCUGCCUCCCAAAUGUUUUGGUGUUGUAUUGGAGGAUGGUGGAAAGCAGAUGACAGAGGAAGGAAUGGACUGAGCUGAUCCCCCUUUGGUGGUGUUUCUUAAAAAUACGAACAGCAAAAGUUGAAGUUUUACACAAAAACAUUAAUAAAGUUUUUUUCUU